Molecule: messenger RNA, 303 nt
Organism: Acaulospora colombiana
Lineage: Eukaryota; Fungi; Glomeromycota; Glomeromycetes; Diversisporales; Acaulosporaceae
Source: the annotation of a GenBank genome assembly
AUGGCGGCCGGGGAUUCGCUAAGAUAUCACGCACGCACUAUGAACCCUCCUGGUCCCCCAGCUACCUAUGGGUCGAGAACAAUGACGCUUCACCCAGAAGAACUUGCCGAGACCGAAGGUCAAGAAUCUUCAGGGGAAACCAGUGUUCACUCAGAAGAGAUCGGAACCUUGAAACUUCGUGGUGGGCAAAAUGACAGGAAGGUCAAGUGGGAUAACGGAGUUGUCGACAACGAAGGCAUGGGCAAAAAAAAGUCGAAAAGUAAAUAUUUUACGAUACCCAUACGCAUUCCAAGUGAACUAUAA